CACAACCCAUGCCUUAACCUUUAAAUGUCUUCUCCUGAAUGUAAUGCUUAGCUUUUUAUCCCUAGAUGUUUUUUAAUCCCAUAAUGUGACUGUAUUAACAGAUUUUCUCUCCUCACAGUGUUAUUAAUACACACACACACACACACACACACACGUUCAUUGAGACUGUGUUUGUACUUGUUCUGACAAAGAGGGGUUGUGUGUGGAGGAGACACUGACAUACCAGAGAAAGCAGAAAAAACAACCAGUCCAAGGAGCAAGCAGAUGGACAAACAGACACACAUUGUGCUGGUUGGUGGUUAUCAUGGCUUUAUUGGAAGACAGCAAAACUGCUGGUAUGGAUUAACUACCUCUGCAUUAUACUACAUUUGCCCUGAACUGAAAACGUCCUUUUUGGCUCUGUUUUUUUUUCUUUGUUUUUUUUGUUGUUCUUGGAGAAAGAAACCGUCUUUUAAGUGUUUUUAGAGGAGCCGCGUGAGCUUUCACUCAAACUUUCUGCUCAUUUGGAAUGCUGAACUGGAUUGUUCAUAAUGUCCUGGUAUGACAUUAUAGUUAAAAAAUUGGGCUUCCCUACCAUUGAGUUGUUUGUCAAGGUAAGAGAUAUGGUAAAUUUCUGAAAAUCCUUUAUUAUAUUCACAGUAAUGUUUUUUUCUUUGUGGCAGCUAUGUUUAACAUAUAGUUAUUUUCCCUCUGUGAUGUAUCUAUGUACCCUGUCACCUCCAGGGUCCCAUUAAGUACAGUACACACAGCAGACUAUACAUGGCAGCUUCAAUAGCUGUACAGAGCCCCAGAAACCUGCCAGGUUACCAGAAACCAACCAGUGCCCAGGUUUUACAUUUCUUAGCUUGAGAUAAUUUAAAAAACAACAAAUACAACUUAGCAAUACUUACCAUGUUAGCAAUAUAAACUGAAAUAACUGUCUGAAACUCAAAUUGUGAGACAGGUGAACUUCGAUUUUACAAGACAGGUUCAGAACAGAAGUCAGUACUUGUCAUAGUCACUACUUCUGUCCACCCCAUGACUGCAAGUCCAAUAUUCACUCACCUUUUAGCUCUGUUUUGGUUUCCACCAAUUCUCGAGGUAAGUAUCUCACUCAUUAGCUACUAAAUGCUCCACUGUCUUCACUAGCGAGUCACUAACUUAAUCUGUGCUGUUUAGUGUUGGGCAGCUGGUGUACAGUAGGUUUAUCAGGACUCUGUCACUGAAAAGUAGUUUGAUUUUAGCACUGAAUGCAUCCUACAGUAAGACAAAUUAGUCAAGGUGCAGUUGCCAGGAUGCAGUGACCUUGACAGCAGAUAUGAUCAAACUGCUGCUUUUCUGGAGAGCUGACACACAUUGACGCUGGGAGAUACGGAGUGCAGGCGGGAAGUGAUGGGGAGAGCAUUGGUAACUGUCCAUUCUCUCAGAGACUCUUUAUGAUCCUGUGGCUUAAAGGAGUCAUCUUCAAUGUCACCACCGUCGACCUCAAGCGGAAGCCUGCUGACCUGCAGGACCUUGCUCCAGGAACCAACCCUCCUUUUGUGACCUUUAAUGGCGAAGUCAAGGUCGACGUCAACAAGAUAGAGGAGUUCCUGGAGGAGAAACUGACCCCACCACGUUACCCAAGAUUGGCUCCUAGACAUCAUGAAGCCAACACAGCUGGCAUUGAUGUCUUUGCCAAGUUCUCAGCUUACAUCAAGAACCCAAGGAAAGACACCAACGAUGCCUUAGAGAAAGCCUUGCUGAAGUCUCUUCGGCGUCUUGAUGACUUCCUGAGGACUCCGCUACCUGAGGAGAUUGAUGCUGACGCCUCAGGAGACCUGCCUGAGUCCUCCAGGAGCUUCCUUGAUGGGCCUGAGCUCAGUCUGGCUGACUGCAACCUGCUGCCUAAACUACACAUCCUGAAGGUCGUUGCACAGAAAUACCGUGGAUUUGAGAUCCCAGCAGAGAUGACAGGGGUUUGGCGGUAUUUAAAUUGUGCAUACCAGAGGGAGGAGUUCACCAGCACCUGUCCAGCUGAGAGGGAGAUUGAAUUUGCCUAUCUGGAUGUUGCAAAACGAAUCAAAUAAGGGGAAGAGUGGUACAACUGUAAAAAACUAAAACUAAACUAAAACUGAUACUGAUAUUGAAACUGACACCUGUUAACUCCUUCUUAAGUCUGAUAUCUCCACAGUGGCUUGGAAGUGAAAUAUACCAGUGUGUGUGUGUGUGUGUGUGCAUGUGCGUUCACAGGUUGGACUGCAUGGUGAUCUAUUGUAUCUUUAUACCAAUGAUUUAACAAAUAAUGACAUCCAGAAAUAAGCAGUAAUUAGAAGCAGAAUGCUUGCAGAAUUAAUUUCUGAUUUCUUUUUUUUUCACUUUUCAGAUGAUGGCCGGGCCAAUAAAAUAGCACAUAUAGCAAACUUCACCAUUCAGUAUUACAGUAUCAGAAACUAUAGUCAGUUUUUACCUAAUACUUUUUAGUCUAACAAUUACCACCUGACUUUAAAUUUUAAUCAUUAAA
This is a messenger RNA of Thunnus maccoyii (southern bluefin tuna), 2482 nucleotides long. Its product is annotated as chloride intracellular channel protein 5. The record is from RefSeq and is a predicted model, not a curated record. Bases 1416 to 2048 code for a protein of 210 amino acids. Lineage: Eukaryota; Metazoa; Chordata; Actinopteri; Scombriformes; Scombridae. The transcript is spliced from 6 exons.